Messenger RNA from Cololabis saira (Pacific saury), 1796 nucleotides. RefSeq names its product glycylpeptide N-tetradecanoyltransferase 2-like. The transcript is spliced from 11 exons. The record is from RefSeq and is a predicted model, not a curated record. Gene Ontology annotation, cellular component: cytoplasm. Gene Ontology annotation, biological process: N-terminal peptidyl-glycine N-myristoylation. Gene Ontology annotation, molecular function: glycylpeptide N-tetradecanoyltransferase activity. Bases 144 to 1517 code for a protein of 457 amino acids. NCBI's taxonomy places the organism in Eukaryota, Metazoa, Chordata, Actinopteri, Beloniformes, Belonidae.
CAUCCCAGUUCACCCACAGCUUCAGAGAGUUGCACUUAUUUAGAAUGACUAAUUCAAAGCCUUUGUGAGAUCACGACGAGUCUCCAGCUCUGUCUUUUGCAGUAGUGAAAAUAGAGAAAUAUACAAGACCCUCUGCGCUUAAAAUGUCUUCUAGUGAUAAAAAACUGACAGAUGGUGAGAAUGGAAGUCUUAAAAAGGGCAAAAAAAAGCAGAAGGGGGAAGAUGCUUGGAGACCAGAGGGACCCAGAGACCCUUUUGCCAUGCUGGACGCUCUGCCAGAGACGAAACAGCAGGAGAUCCAGAGAGCCCUUCAUCUCUUUUCCCUGGGCCAUAGUCUGCCCAAGACCCUGCAGCAGGCCAAGAGACACACCUACCGCUUCUGGGACACACAACCUGUCCCCAAACUAGAUGAAAGCAUUACUGAACAUGGCCCAAUAGCUGAAAGUGGAACCGGCGUCCGAGAUGAGCCCUACUCUCUACCUCAAGGUUUCUCCUGGGACAAUUUAGACUUGAGCAGCCCUCCAGUGUUGAGAGAGCUAUGCAGCUUUCUAAAUGAGAGCUACAUGGAAGAAGAUGACAACAGUGUCAGAUUUGACUUCCGUCCAGAGUAUCUACAAUGGGUUUUACAACCUCCAAACUGGCUGCUUCAUUGGCACUGUGGAGUGCGAGUAGACGCCAGCAAAAAGUUAGUUGGCUUCAUUGCUGCUGUUCCUGCAGAGAUUCGCAUUUAUGAGACCGAGAAGCAGGUGGUGCAGGUCAAAUUCCUGUGUGUUCAUAAGAAGCUGCGCCUCAAGCGGAUGACUCCGGUUCUGAUCCGUGAACUUACCAGACGGGUCAACCAGCGGGGUAUCCACCAGGCUGUCUACACAGCAGGCACCGUCCUUCCCACGCCUCUAAGCUCCUCCAGUCAGUGGCAUCGCCCCCUGAAUCCCCGUAAGCUGAUGGAGGUCAACUACCCAGGUCUGAGGCAGAACGUAACCCUGCAGAGAGCGCUGAAGUUCAACCGCUUGCCUGAGGUGACAAAGGUACGGGGUCUGCGCCCAAUGGCCAAAGAGGAUGUUGCCUUGAUCCACACCCUGCUCCAGAAAAACCUCUGCAACUUUCAUCUGAGCCCCAUCCUGUCUCUGCAGGAAGUAGAGCACUGGCUGUUGCCAAGGGAGCAUUUGAUUGACACCUAUGUGGUGGAGGCCGAUGACGGUGCGCUGACAGAUGUGGUGAGCUUCUACAGCAUCUCCUCCAGAGUGCUGAAUCACCCCGUGCACGCUGGUCUGAGAGCAGCUCAUCUGCUCUACAUCGCCUGCACUGCCACGGAGAUGGGCGAGCUCAUGGAGGAUACGCUGAUCCUGGCUAAAUCUAAAGGCUUCGACAUCUUCUCCGCUCUCGAUGUGAUGGACAACAGGAAUUUUCUGGACAGGCUCAAGUUCACUGUCAGUGACAGAAGUGUUCAUUACUACCUAUACAACUGGAUGUGUCCUCCCAUGAGCCCGGACAAGGUCGGCUUGCUGAUACCCAACUAACCUGAACGGCUGAAGAAGAAAGAAGGACACUGAUCAGAGUAUAGCGGAUUGUCAACCUCAAUGAGCAUAAACUUGUGGAUUUACACAAACAUACAAUUCAAGUCAAAUAAAUAACUAAUAAAUAAUGCUAUUUCCAGGGGUGUCAAGUAACAAAGUACAAAUACUUUGUUACCUUACUUAAGUAGAAAUUUUGGUUAUCUAUACUUCACUGGAGUAAUUAUUUUUCAGACGACUUUUUACUUUUACUCCUUACAUUUUCACGCAAUUAUCUGUACUUUU